Molecule: messenger RNA, 1901 nt
Organism: Ostrea edulis (European flat oyster)
Lineage: Eukaryota; Metazoa; Mollusca; Bivalvia; Ostreida; Ostreidae
Product: mitochondrial inner membrane protein OXA1L-like
Exons: 9
Coding region: 92-1405 (437 amino acids)
Biological process (GO): protein insertion into mitochondrial inner membrane from matrix; mitochondrial respiratory chain complex IV assembly
Cellular component (GO): mitochondrial inner membrane
Molecular function (GO): membrane insertase activity
Source: RefSeq, a predicted model, not a curated record
GUAAAUCAAGAGAGAUUCCGAACGAUCCAUAACACCAUGCUUGUUGUCUUAUGAUAAUGUGACAUAAAAGUCAUUUCUGGAUUUUUAUGUAAUGAAAAUGGCUACAAAUCGAUAUAUCAAUUGUGUGUUUCAAUAUAGUGUAUCAAAACCUGGCAUUUUUCGGAAGGUUCGACAAACAAAUGUAGAACUGAAAAGAUUUUAUACUGUCCAAAGAUGUCCAAGCAAUGCUAGAUUAAAUGGUUUGUUCAGGAAACACAGAUUAGUGAUAAAUUCAGGCCUGAUCACAAGAGCUAAAAGUAGUACAUCGACUGGAGUUGAUGAAAUCCUAAGCAAAGCUGCAUCCGAGAUAACGAAAGAUGACAGUUUUAUUUUGAAUCAAGCGGUGUCGGACCUGUCCAGUAACGCAGGACUAGUGAAGCCAGAGCUGACAGAUGUAACCGCCAGUUUAAACGCCCUGGGUGAAGAGUCCAUAAAGAGUUUAGGUCUGGGAAAGUUCACACCAUCUGGCUUAAUGCAACAGCUUCUGGAGACGGUUCAUGUCAGUUUGGAUAUUCCAUGGUGGGGAACCAUCGUUUUAGUGACUGUUAUGAUAAGAGGUGCCAUGUUUCCUCUUUAUCUGAUGAGCCGACGGAUGAAUAUUAAAACCAUGAACCACUCGCCUGAAACUCAAGCCAUAAAUGACAAAUUAACCAGGGCUAGAAUGAGGAGGGAUAACUUAGCAAUGGAGGAAUACAAGAUGGAGUUGAAGGAGUACCAGAAAAAACAUGGCAUACAAACAUACAAACUAUUGGUUCCUAUGGUAGCACAGAUACCAAUUUUCAUUUCCAUGUUCUUUGGGAUUCGAGAAAUGGCCACGUUCCCCUUGGAGAGUAUGAAGACCGGAGGAAUCUUAUGGUUUACUGAUCUUACCGUUACAGAUCCUUAUUUAGGCCUGCCUCUCUUGACGUCUGCAACUAUUGUUGCUAUUGUAAAAGUAGGAGCAGAAAAUCCCAAUGCUGGUCCUAUGAUGAAGAAGGUGGGAUACGUUGGAGCUGGAGUCGUGGCCUUCUUCAUGAUGAAUUUCCCGUCGGCUCUUUGCUGUUACUGGGUGAGCACCAACUUAGUAUCGCUCCUUCAAGCCUUCCUGUUCUCAUUCAAAGGUGUCCAAAAAUUCCUUCAAAUUCCAGAAACUAUUGUGCCAGCAAACAAAUUAUUGAAAAAAGAUAAAUCUUUAAAAGAAACAUUUCGGGAAAUGAAAGAAAUGGCUGCCAACACAAAGAAGAUGAGUAACGAAGAAGCUCUCAGAGACUUUGAACGAAUUCAUGCCAUAGAAAUGGAACGAUCUGGAAAAGGGCCAGUCCCAGUUACGUAUAAACAUAAUCCGAAAAGUAAGAGGAGUACAAAAAGUGGGGAGCUGAAAGCGUGAUCAGACAUGUUAUUUAAUCAGAGACCUGUGAGGAAAGAGGCCAGAGGCAGCACUUUUUAUGUGUAUAUAUACAUCCAGUGUUUCAGCUUUGUUGGUAGAUACUUUACCUGCAGCUGUUCAAUAUUAUGUUAGGGGUUUGUAUAUAUUGUACGUAUUAUACCGUAUAACGGGUAUUUUUCUGCAGGUGGAAAUUUUUGCGAUCCAAUCCCUAAAAGGUGUCAAAUCAAAUUCUGUUUUUUUUAAUUUCUACAGUUGCAUUAUGCCAAUCUAUAUGCAUUGAUAUACAUAUUUCGCUUGUAAUUUUUGCGGAUAAAAUUCCGCAAAAAUAGAGAACCGCAGAAAAAACUGGUUAUACGGUAUGUACAGUAACUGCCGUAUCUGUUGUCUCUACGUAUGUCUUUCUGGAUAAGUGAUGGAUCAAAGUGUGUUUGGAUGCCAUCAUAUGAUGUUAAUGGAAUUGCGAAGUGUUUUGUGUAAUAAAUACUGACAAAUAUAA